Molecule: messenger RNA, 3964 nt
Organism: Elaeis guineensis (African oil palm)
Lineage: Eukaryota; Viridiplantae; Streptophyta; Magnoliopsida; Arecales; Arecaceae
Product: receptor kinase-like protein Xa21
Biological process (GO): protein phosphorylation
Molecular function (GO): protein kinase activity; ATP binding; protein binding
Source: RefSeq, a predicted model, not a curated record
UGCCACACGAUGAUGCGGGCUAUUUAGAUAUCGGACGAGGGCAGUUCCACCAUGGAGAUUCUCUUUUGCAGCCAAGGAAGGUGGGGGAAGAGGAUGGAAGUGAAUACUGCAAGCAUGAUCAACGUCUUCGUCCCCUUGUUGCUGUGUGUGUUGGUCCUAGAGACCUAUCAGCCUCCUACCGCAACUGCUGUGUCCACCCGGCGUGGAAACAAUGCAACCGACCGGUCCUCGCUCCUCGCCUUCAGGUCCCUGAUAUCUGAUGAUCCACUGGGGUCUCUGGCCUCAUGGAAUGACUCCCUCCAUUUUUGCCGGUGGCGAGGUGUUACGUGCGGUCGCCGUCACCCGGAAAGGGUCACGGCCCUCGAACUCGACUCUCUCGGCCUGGUUGGUCUCCUAUCACCUUUCCUCGCUAACCUCACCUUCCUCCAGAGAAUCAGCCUUUCAAACAACCGGUUCAAGGGACGCAUCCCGAAAGAGUUUGGUCGCUUGCGCCGGCUCCGAUAUCUCAAUCUGACCCUCAACUCCCUCCAAGGAGUGAUUCCAUCCGCUCUGGGCCGGUGCUCCGAACUCAGAGUCAUCAGUCUGAGGGACAAUGCACUGCAAGGUGAGAUUCCAUCUACUCUUACCUUUCUCUCCCGCCUUCAAAUUAUCGAUUUGUGGAGCAACAUGCUUCGAGGGGAAAUCCCUUCCAAUCUCAGCCACUGUCAACAACUUCAAGAAAUUAAAUUAAGGAACAACAUGCUCAAAGGUGAGAUCCCUGCAGAGCUCGGCAACCUUCCGAGGUUGACUCUGCUGAUUUUAGGCUUCAACAAUCUUACAGGGGCCAUCCCGCCUUCUUUGGGAAACCUUCCCCUCCUGGCCGUUCUUGAUCUCCCUCAAAACAGCCUUAUAGGAGUCAUCCCACCUUCACUCGGCAACCUCUCCAACCUGGUCUAUCUUUCCAUGUAUAGUAACAAGCUAUCUGGAGUCAUACCACCUUCUUUGGGGAGCCUCCCCUUGCUGAAUACCCUUGAUCUCACGGGUAACCGCCUCACAGGAACCAUCCCACCUUCUCUUGGGAACCUCUCCUUUCUGGAUGGUCUUGGUGUUGCCAUCAAUAAUCUCCACGGAGGCAUCCCAUCUUCCCUAGGGAAACUGUCCUCUCUCACUCAUUUGGAAUGCUCUGUGAACAAUCUUUCGGGUGAGAUUCCAGCUUCAUUGGGACAACUCUCUUCUCUUAUAUAUCUUAAUCUUGGGCAAAACAAGUUAUCAGGUUCCAUACCUUCCUCCCUCUACAAUCUCUCGGCCAUCAUUAACUUCGGCAUCUACGCUAAUCAACUCUCGGGCACUCUUCCAUCAGACAUUGGCAAUGCUCUUCCCAACCUUCAAAAAUUUUUGGUGUGCGUAAAUCAGCUCACUGGACCAAUUCCUGCAUCUCUGGCCAAUGCUUCUGCACUCCAAGACAUCGAAUUUAAUUUUAACAGCCUCACCGGCACGAUUCCUUCGAGCCUAGGAAAACUGCAGAGCCUUUAUUGGCUUGAUGUCGCCGGCAAUCAACUAGAAGCGAAGGAUAUCACUGACUGGAGUUUCAUGAUGGCUUUAACCAACUGCACAAAUUUGCAAACUUUAGGUGUAGAGUACAAUAUGCUUGGAGGCAGGAUGCCCAAUUCAAUUGCCAAUUUUUCCACGAGGCUGGAAUAUUUGGCGCUCGAUAAUAACCGGAUAUCGGGAGUAAUACCUGACGGGAUCGGGAAGUUGAUCAACCUAAAUUACCUUGAUAUGGGUACCAACCGUCUCCAAGGCAGUCUACAUGCAGAAAUUGGGAAGCUUUGGAGAUUACAAUACUUGUCUUUGGGGGAAAACAUGAUUUCCGGUGAAAUUCCAUCCACACUCGGUAACCUCACCAAAAUGAACACAUUGUACCUCCAACAAAAUAGCUUGGACGGGAGCAUUCCAUCGGUCUUUGGCAACUUCAAAAAUCUAGAGUCGUUGGACCUCUCAUCUAACAAGCUCACUGGUGCCAUACCGAAAGAAGUUAUGAGCCUUUCUUCACUCUCGAUCUUCCUAGACUUGUCUCACAAUCUGUUGGAUGGGUCCAUACCCUCAGAAGUUGGUGAUCUGCAAAAUAUUGGAAAGCUCGAUCUCUCUCACAACAAAUUAUCUGGCCGGCUACCUGGCGCCAUUGGUGAAUGCCAGAUCUUGGAAAGCCUCCAUAUGGAAUUCAACUUGCUUGAAGGAGAAAUUCCUUCCUCUUUUAGCUACUUAAAAGGGCUUCAGGAACUAGAUCUUUCACACAACUUAUUAUCUGGUCGCAUACCGAUAUACCUGGAAGGAUUUAUUUACCUACAGUCUUUGAAUCUAUCUUUCAACAAUUUCGAGGGUGACGUGCCAAAAGAAGGGAUAUUCAGCAAUCUGAGUGCGAUUUCACUCAGUGGAAAUGAUCGACUUUGUGGUGGAAUUCCUGAACUGCACUUGCCGGCCUGCUCUAUUGAAACCCCUGGGAAAAGGCAUAAAUCUUUUGCACUCAAGGCAAUCAUUAUUUCAGUUGCCGGUGUGGUUUUCUGUUUGAUUAUACUACUAUUCUUCUUUGUUACUCGUAAAUGGAUACCAAAGUCUAGAAUGAAAUCGCUGUCUAUAUUUCGGUUGAGAGAUAUGCACGUGCAAGUAUCUUAUGAUGAGCUUUUCAGAGCUACUAAUAGAUUCUCUUCAGCUAAUUUGAUAGGUGCAGGAAGUUUCGGUUCGGUCUAUAAAGGAACAAUUGUGGAUCAUGGUAAUGAAAGAAUUGUUGCCGUGAAGGUGCUCAACCUCCAACGGUAUGGAGCUUGCAGGAGUUUUAUGGCUGAAUGCAAAGCCCUGAGACACAUCCGACAUCGAAACCUCAUCAAGAUCUUCACUUCGUGCUCGAGUGUAGAUCACGAUGGUAAUGAUUUUAAAGCUUUAGUUUUUGAAUUCAUGCGUAAUGGGAGUCUAGACGAGUGGUUGCAUCCGAAUGCACGUGACGGUCAUCAAUCUAGAAGUUUAAGCCUCAUCCAGAGGCUGAACAUAGCCAUCGACAUUGCUUCUGCAUUGGAGUAUCUUCAUCACCUCGGGACAACGCCAAUUGUUCAUUGUGAUCUCAAGCCCAGCAAUGUUCUUCUGGAUGAUGACUUGACUGCUCAUGUGGGGGACUUUGGAUUAGCAAGGUUUCUGGAACAAACACAUGGUGAAUCAUCUCAGAGUUCAAGCAGCACAGUGGGAAUCAAGGGAACAGUUGGUUACGUCCCUCCAGAGUAUGGCAUGGGCAACCAAGCAUCUACAGCUGGGGACAUGUACAGCUAUGGAAUUCUUCUGCUAGAAAUGUUUACAGGAAAGAGGCCUAUCGAUGACAAAUUUAAAGAUGGCCUAAACCUUCAAAAAUAUGUUCAAAUGGCCUUUCCAGAGCAAGUUAUGGACAUCAUAGACCCCAGGUUGUUCUCAGCAGAGGAACAUGAGGAGUUUAUAGUUCCAGUAAUCAAAUGUGGCCUCUUGUGCUCAAAGGAAUCACCAGAAGAGCGAUUGGAGAUGACAGAGGUUGCCAAGGAAAUGGUGGCAAUAAGGGAUAAGUUGCUCAAGGGACUGAAUCCAUGACCCAAGCUCAAAUGAAUCAAACGAGCCCUCCUGAAUUUUCUUUUGGAACAUGUCCUUCAUCACUGGCUGUUUAUCUUAUGCUUAGAAAGAGUUUCUCUUUUUCUGCCUUUGCGUGCGAGGGCGCAUGCCUUUGCGUGCAUCCAUCAAAAAUUAGAAUAAUGGUGCAAUAGGAACUGGAUAUAUAUGAUACAUAAAGAGAAUAUGGAAUUUUCAAAUAAAAAUGCCUAGAGGGCUACAGCCUCACGAACAGCAAUUGUGGAAUGAAUGAGAUUUUUCGAUAAGCAAGGUAAAGCCCUUUUUCUUGAGAUUUAUUAUUAUUCCUGAGAAAUUUUUGAGGUCUAUUACUAGCCCAGAGCAUUUUUAUUACGAUGGACCUAUU